This is a messenger RNA of Melanotaenia boesemani (Boeseman's rainbowfish), 1167 nucleotides long. It is a transcript of the gene star2, whose product is annotated as steroidogenic acute regulatory protein 2. The transcript is spliced from 7 exons. Gene Ontology annotation, biological process: intracellular cholesterol transport; steroid biosynthetic process; regulation of steroid biosynthetic process. Bases 11 to 850 code for a protein of 279 amino acids. The record is from RefSeq and is a predicted model, not a curated record. Gene Ontology annotation, cellular component: mitochondrion; mitochondrial intermembrane space. Gene Ontology annotation, molecular function: cholesterol binding; cholesterol transfer activity. Lineage: Eukaryota; Metazoa; Chordata; Actinopteri; Atheriniformes; Melanotaeniidae.
AGCUAACAACAUGCUGCCUGCUGUUGUAAAGCUCUGCUGUGGAAUCUCCUAUCCACAUCUCAGGAGUAUGGCAGGACUUCAACGCAGAGCUGUAGCAGUGAUAGGCCAGGAGAUCACACACCUGCAGCGAUGGGGUCAAGCCCAACCUAACAUAAGAACGCGAGUUGGAUUAAAUCACAAUGAUGCCAAACUUGAAGAUAUAAAGCCUGCGCCAGUGAACGAAGAUCAGGUGUUCUAUGUGAAAAAAGGACAAGAAGCAAUGCAGAAGGCUCUCAGUAUGUUGGAGGCCAGAGAAGGAUGGAAAGUUGAAAUCAAAGAGGACAACGGGGAUGUGAUCUGCAGCAAAGUAAUACCAGGGGUUGGGAAAGUCUUCAAACUGGAGGCAGUCUUAGAGGCCAGUGUGGAGGAACUCUAUGAUCUCUUGUUUGUUAGAGUUGAGGACAUACACAAGUGGAAUCCAAGCAUACAACAUAUCAAAGUUCUGAAACACAUUGGACCAGAAACAAUUGUGACUCAUGAGGUAUCAGCUGAGACAGCAGGGAACCUGAUUGGCCAAAGGGAUUUCCUGAGCGUCAGACACAGCUGCAAACAAAAAUCCAGCGUUUAUCUUGGGGGAGUAGCAAUCCAUCUGGAGUCGUUUCCACCUCAGGCAGGCUUUGUGAGAGCGGAGGAUGGACCAACCUGCAUUGUCAUUAAAGCUCUGGAGAUGGACACAACAAAAAGUAGCUUCACGUGGCUUCUUAACAUGGAUGUAAAGGGCUGGCUGCCUAAGUCCAUUGUCAAUCAGGGUUUGCCUCGAGCACAGCUGGAUUUCACAAGACAUCUCCGCAGACACCUCAGCCAGAGAUGACUGAGUCUGUAUGAAGGCCAAACUGCAGCAGCACCUUGACAACCCCCACAGAGGUAGAUUGGGAGAUGAAGCAUGGUGACAGACUGGCUGUCUGGCAAGACACUUCCAUUUUGAAGAGGAGAUGCUGAGCUUACAGCAGAGCUGGCAGAAACCAGUGCCAGCCCAGCAGAAGGAAGCAGGUUUACAAUAGGAAUUAAUGUCAUGUUGAGCCACUUAAACCUCAUUAAUAUUUCCUGUUUAACAGACAUAACUUGUCUCUUGAUACAAGAUGCCUACAUGACUGGAAAGAAUUAAUAAAUAAUUUGAAUAUGCUGAUA